Messenger RNA from Pomacea canaliculata, 1041 nucleotides. Its product is annotated as zinc finger protein 133-like. The record is from RefSeq and is a predicted model, not a curated record. Gene Ontology annotation, molecular function: RNA polymerase II transcription regulatory region sequence-specific DNA binding; DNA-binding transcription factor activity, RNA polymerase II-specific. Bases 1 to 1041 code for a protein of 346 amino acids. The transcript has 2 exons. NCBI's taxonomy places the organism in Eukaryota, Metazoa, Mollusca, Gastropoda, Architaenioglossa, Ampullariidae. Gene Ontology annotation, cellular component: nucleus. Gene Ontology annotation, biological process: regulation of transcription by RNA polymerase II.
AUGGCUGACCCAGAUUCGGCCACCAAAGCCUCUCGGUCUCAAACCUCAGGGAGGAAGAGGAUGAAGGUGGAUAUGAACGGACUGCCCAGGUUCGCCAGAAGAGCUCGCAACAACCAGAAGCUGGUGGCGUGCAAGUACUGCCAUCGAAAGUUUUGCGACUAUUCGGGCGUGGCCAUGCAUGCCAAACGGUUCCACCAACAGGAGCCUGACUUCAGCAGCUACCUGCGCGAGGUGAAGAAGCUGGAAGUGCUGCACUGUGCAGUGUGCGGCCUGCAGUGCGAGAACCGCUUCCGUCUGCCAACAGCACGAGGACGAGAAGCACUUCAAGCUGGCCAAGCAACCUUGAAAUCGCACGUGGAAGAGAUCCACGCGGGGAUCAAAGCCGUCGCUUGCGGCGUUUGCCAGAAAAAGUUCUACCGCCAGUCGCAGCUCAACCGCCACAUUAAGAUCCACGGGGUGGAGGAGGACAAGCUGGCCUGUGACCUCUGUCCCCGGAAGUUCUGGUACGCCACCAACCUCAAGCGGCACGUGAAAAUUGUGCACGAACCGCGGGUACAGCGUUGCCACUGCUCGUACUGCGGGAAAGGUUUCUCGCGUAAGGAGAGCCUGACAGGCCACGUAGAGAAAGUACACUUUGCCCUGUUCUCCUUCCGUUGCCAGCAGUGCAACGCCGGGUUCGCUCGUUCGUUCGCGCUGGAAAAGCACAUGGCCACAGUGCAUGACCUUCCCGGGUUCAAGGCCCCACAGGGACGACCACCGCGCUUCAAGUACAACCGUACGGACGAGGACGUGCAGUGCUGCAGUGCCUGCGGGGAAAAGUUCUUCUACAAAGCCCAGCUGGUGCAGCACGUCCACUCCACGCACAUCGCCGCCUUCCCUUACCACUGCGACACCUGCCAACAAGGCUUCCUGGAAGAACAGUUUCUCCAGGUCCACCGCCUCAAAGCCCACGGUGUUCCCAUCAAACAGCAGGAGGACGAAGUGGAAGGGGCUGCCAGUGUCGAAAGUCUUUCACCCUCAUGCUCUGAUGUCAGCUGCUGA